AUGCGGCAACUCAAGUUCCACGAGAAGAAGCUCCUCAAGAAGGUCGACUUCCUGCAAUGGAAGAACGAGCACUCCCGCAGGGAGCUCGAGGUGAUGAAGCGGUACCACAUCCAGGACCGCGACGACUACAAGAAGUAUAACCGCGUGACGGGCAUGAUCACCAAGCUCACAGCGCUCCUGCGCAAGCUGGACGCGUCGGACAGCGUCCGCGUGGACCUCACGGACGCCCUCCUCGAGAAGCUGUUCGCGAUGGGCGUCAUUCCGCACAAGAAGUCGCUCGUGCAGUGCGAGAAGCUGUCCACAGCGAGCUUCUGCCGCCGGCGCCUCCCCGUGGUCAUGGUGCGCACGAAGAUGGCCGAGACGAUGCGCGAGGCGUGCACCUUCGUCGAGCAGGGCCACGUGCGCGUCGGCCCGGAGACCAUCACGGACCCGGCGUUCCUCGUCACGCGAAGCAUGGAGGACUUUGUCACGUGGGUCGACACCAGCAAGAUCAAGCGCAAGGUCCAGAAGUACUCGGACAAGCUCGACGACUUCGACCUCAUGCAGGGCUGA
Messenger RNA from Pedinophyceae sp. YPF-701, 552 nucleotides. The record is from the annotation of a GenBank genome assembly. NCBI's taxonomy places the organism in Eukaryota, Viridiplantae, Chlorophyta, Pedinophyceae.